AUGGCCUUUGUUUUCUUGAAUCGGUAUUUGGAUCUCUCCGAGGCCAUGGAACAAGGGGAUGGGGGCGGCAUGAUCGAAAAUGCGGAUUUCGUGGACACUGAUAUACCGUACGAUUUCGGCCUACCUGAGCGGGAGUACGUCACGGAAGAGAGGCGCGAGGAGGUCAGAGACUGGGUGCUGGCCGUGUCCAUGGAUCAGAAGGUCGAGCAGUCGUUGUCAGCCAGAGUGUGCAGCCAGUGUGGAUCGGACACCUAUGAGGCGAAUCUGACCUGCCACAACUGCAAGGCCAAGUCGGAGAUGUGCGCCGUGACGGGAUACCCCAUUCCCACUCACGAGAGGACUCAGUCCCAUGGAGACGUCUCAGUCGCUGCCAGGAAGCACGACUGGGAUACUUGGGUGUUACGGUUCGACGCCUGCCCAGUCACACACGCACCUCAGAGCAUGGCGUACAAGACAUGA
Molecule: messenger RNA, 459 nt
Organism: Ostreobium quekettii
Lineage: Eukaryota; Viridiplantae; Chlorophyta; Ulvophyceae; Bryopsidales; Ostreobiaceae
Source: the annotation of a GenBank genome assembly